Vigna radiata var. radiata (mung bean) is the source of this 912-nucleotide messenger RNA. RefSeq names its product protein ALP1-like. The coding region runs from base 1 to 912 and encodes 303 amino acids. The transcript has 3 exons. The record is from RefSeq and is a predicted model, not a curated record. Lineage: Eukaryota; Viridiplantae; Streptophyta; Magnoliopsida; Fabales; Fabaceae.
AUGGAAGAAGAAUUAGAUUUAUCAUAUUUGGACCGUGAAGAUAUAGAUGAUGAUGUGGUUGGCGUAGACUUCAAUAUUAUCUCAAUUAUACGUCAACACUUACAAAUAACCACUGCUUUGGCUGCGGUAACAAUGUUAUGCAUUGUUGCACACGCAUUGAGGAUCUUGGAAAUGUACUGGAGUGAUUCAAGUAGUGUAAGCAUUUCCCUACCAGAAAGAGAUCGUCGUAGGGAGAAAUUAAUGUCAUAUCUUGGGCAUACUAAUUGGUGCCGCGACAUUAUUAGGAUGGAUCCAGAGACAUUUAUUAAUCUUUGUGAAAGACUAAGAUCAACUGGGUUAGUUAAGGACAACAUUCGGUCGACAGUGGAGCAACAAGUGGCUCAAUUUCUUCAUAUAAUUGGCCAUAAUGUUAAGAAUCGAAGUGUCGCUUUUUUCUUCCAUCGAUCGGGUUCGACGGUUAGCAGACACUUUCACAAUGUGUUGGAUUCAGUUAUAAGUUUGGAAUCUGAAUUUCUCAUUCAACCCUCAGGAAAUGAGGUUCAACCAUAUAUCUUGAACAACAAUCGAUUUUACCCUUACUUUAAGGAUUGUGUAGGGGCCAUAGACGGUACUCAUGUUCGUGUAAAGGUUCCAAGAUCUGAUGCUCCGAGAUUUCGAGGAAUAAAAGAUUGGCCAACUCAAAAUGUGUUCGCCGCGUGUGAUUUUGACAUGAAAUUCACAUACGUUCUUGCUGGGUGGGAAAGCACUGCAUCAGAUUCAAGAAUUUUAAAAAAUGCUCUUGAUCGAGAUGAUCCGUUGGUUAUCCCCCAAGGAAAAUACUACCUCGGUGAUGCUGGAUUUAUGUUGAAAAGCACAGUUUUGACUUCAUAUAGAGGAGUCAAAUAUCACCUUAAGGAAUAUACACGCAGAUGA